UUCACUAACACCGACAGGAAACUAAUAACCAAUAAACAUUAUACAAAUAAUAAAUAAACCAUAUCAAAAAAAGGAAUAGUAAAAUUCAGCAUGUCACAACCUUCGGCGUUAUUAGAACAAGCCCGUGACGCAGCAGCCCUCGAAGACUACACAUUAGCGGAAACCAAUUACAAGCAAUUGAUCUUAAAUUAUCCAGAUCAAACUGUAACUAGUACUAAAAGAUUACAGGAACAAGAAUCGGCUAUAAUUGAAUUGGGGAAAAUAUAUCAGAAGAAUGAAGAUGCCGAGAAAUUGAGACAACUCAUUGAACAAUCUAAACUGGUGUUGGGAGACUUUGCCAAAUCUAAGACAGCUAAGAUUGUUAAGACAUUAAUUGAAAAUUUCGAUACUAUUAGUAAUUCUUUAGAUUUACAGAUUCAAUCGACUAGAGAUAGUAUACAAUGGGCCAUUGAUAAUAAAUUACUGUUUUUAAGACAAUCAUUACAAUUGAAAUUAUCAGAAUUAUUAUAUAAGAAGGGAUUAUUUCAAGACGGGUUAAAGAUUAUAAAUGAUUUAUUAAGAGAAUAUAAGAAAUUAGAUGAUAAAUCAUCAUUAGUAGAAGUACAAUUAUUAGAAUCUAAAAUUUAUCAUUCUUUACGUAAUAUUCCUAAAUCUAGAGCUGCAUUAACUAGUGCAAGAACUUCAGCAAAUUCUAUUUAUUGUCCAACUUUAUUACAAGCAGAAUUAGAUUGUCAAAGUGGGAUUCUUAAUGCAGAAGAUAAAGAUUAUAAAACUGCUUUUUCAUACUUUUAUGAAUCAUUUGAAGGAUUUAAUUCUCAAGAUGAUAGUCGUUCUAUUUUAAUCUUAAAGUAUAUGUUAUUAACUAAGAUUAUGUUAAAUCUUAUUGAUGAUGUUAAUAAUAUUUUAAAUCAUAAGAAUGUUCAAAAAUAUCAAUCAAAAGAUAUUGAUGCUAUGAAAGCCAUUGCUACUGCAUAUUCUAAUAGAUCUUUAAAAGAAUUUGAAAAUGCCCUUGUAACUUAUUCAACAGAAUUAAAAUCUGAUCCUAUUAUUAAAAAUCAUUUCAAUGCAUUAUACGAUAACUUGUUAGAACAGAAUUUAUUAAAGAUUAUAGAAUCUUAUAGUUGUGUAGAAUUAUCUCAUAUUUCUAAGACUAUUGGAUUAAAUUUACAACAAGUUGAAGGUAAAUUAUCUCAAAUGAUCUUGGAUAAAGUGUUUUAUGGGGUAUUAGAUCAAGGUAAUGGUUGGUUAAUCAUUUAUGAUGAACCAAGAAAAGAUGCAGCCUAUGAUGCUUCUAUAGAUUUGAUUAAGAACUUAUCCAAUGUAGUGGAUUUGUUGUAUGAAAAGGCAUCUUCAUUGAAUUAGUGUAU
This is a messenger RNA of Scheffersomyces amazonensis, 1367 nucleotides long. It is a transcript of the gene RPN6, whose product is annotated as proteasome regulatory particle lid subunit. Gene Ontology annotation, biological process: ubiquitin-dependent protein catabolic process. The transcript has a single exon. Gene Ontology annotation, cellular component: proteasome regulatory particle, lid subcomplex. Gene Ontology annotation, molecular function: structural molecule activity. The record is from RefSeq and is a predicted model, not a curated record. Bases 91 to 1362 code for a protein of 423 amino acids. Lineage: Eukaryota; Fungi; Ascomycota; Pichiomycetes; Serinales; Debaryomycetaceae.